AUGUCCAACGAUCCUGCAAUAAACACGGCACUGCUGAACUUCUGCGCAUCGCUCGACAACGGCCCGAAAAACAGCAGCAAUGCUGACGCUCCCACGCACCGCAACCCAGAGGACAUGCAGUGGCUCAAGGAGGCGCUGCAGUCCGUUGAAGCGCCGGAGCGGCAGGUACGCCGCCUCUUGGACACAGUGGCUCGUGACGACAUAACGGAGGACGCCUGCGCCGAGGCACUGGAGGAGUUGAGCGAUUUGGUGGAGGAUAUCAACUGGGCCAUCGAGUUCUCUCUCAUGAAUGGACACAAGACUAUAUUGGACCUGCUGCAAAAGGGUAAACUCGCUGCAGAGAGCGCAAAGGUGCGCCAGAACGCGGCGAUGGUCAUCGCUCAUGCCGCGCAGCUCAACGAGCGCGUGCAGAAUUGCUUUGAGGAAGCGCAGUGGCAGAACGUGUUGGUCCCGCUGCUUGAAAAGGAGGAGUCCUCCGCUGUCUUGGCGGCUCUUUUGCACAGCUGCAGCUGUCUUUGUCGCAGUUACGCACCGAAUGCCCAUCUCUUUUGCCGUGCAGGGGGAGUGGAGUUGGUAAAAGUGCUCCUAGGAACGGAGGACACCGGUUCCCCCAUCAGUAGCAGGAUCAUCAGACGUGUGCUGUUUCUCAUCACGUAUCUGGCGGAUGUGGCCGAUUUCGAGACUGAGGGAAUGCUUCGCCUCAUAUGCAAGCAUGCCAAAAACCCCGACGACGAGGUGCAAAUCACUGCGGCGCAAACACUAACGGCGUUUACAGACAAAUCCUUCGCUGUCGUCAAGAGGGUGAUGUGCGAGGAGGCACCUGAAUGUCUCGAUUCCUGGAGGAGCCGAAACCUUGAAGAGGACGACUGCCGGAAGAUGUUAAUAAAUGUGUUGGAUAAAGAGGGGCACGAAGGUUAG
This is a messenger RNA of Trypanosoma grayi, 918 nucleotides long. RefSeq lists its product as hypothetical. Bases 1 to 918 code for a protein of 305 amino acids. The record is from RefSeq and is a predicted model, not a curated record. NCBI's taxonomy places the organism in Eukaryota, Euglenozoa, Kinetoplastea, Trypanosomatida, Trypanosomatidae. The transcript has a single exon.